Molecule: messenger RNA, 2544 nt
Organism: Entamoeba invadens IP1
Lineage: Eukaryota; Evosea; Mastigamoebida; Endamoebidae
Product: neutral alpha-glucosidase C, putative
Exons: 1
Coding region: 1-2544 (847 amino acids)
Biological process (GO): N-glycan processing; carbohydrate metabolic process
Molecular function (GO): carbohydrate binding; alpha-glucosidase activity
Source: RefSeq, a predicted model, not a curated record
AUGAUAUUACUCUUCUUCCUUCCUUUCUUGACAUUGUCUGUUCCAAAUCGCCCACCAAAAUGUACCAGCAGGACAUGGUGUGGGUUGAAUAGAUUCCGUUCUGCAUCUCAUUACACGACAUCCCCUAUGAAAUACACGUUACAAUCGAAUGUGUUGACAUUUAAAUUAACACCGACGUGGUCAGUGAAUCAAAAUCUGCAACUCUCUAUUUUUGCAUAUGGAGACAAUCAAAUAUCAGUGAAGUACAACUGCCCGUCCACUCACAUUAGAUACAAUGUCCCAAUUAACACGGCGUUUUCUAUAGGAUCUCCACAGACUGUUACUGUACUCUCUAAGUCAGCUUCUGUAUCUGCAUUCAAAGCUGGUAACACAAAGAUUGAAGUGUAUUCCAAUGCGUCUGUUGUAUUAGAUGGAAAGAUUUGCAUUGGAUGCGAUGGACAAUUUCUGUAUAGAGAGGACACAAAGUCUGAUUACUAUCCCGUUGGUAUUGAUGUCGAGUUUCCGACUACUUCUAUUUUUGGAUCAGGAAAGAACGUCCAACAACCAUUACCUUUAACAGACUCUACUAACACCGAUACCGAGUUCGAAGAACCUUAUCACUUCUACGCGUCAGGGUACACCACUUUCCCAGUACAUUCCACAUCACCACAAUAUGGCACUUUACCCAUCUUUGUAUCACACAAACCCGGAUCGACCACAGGUGUCAUAUUUAAUAAUCCAACAGACACUUUCAUUGAUGUAACAACAAGUGAGAACAUGGGCAAUAACUCGAAGAUCAUUACAACAUCAGAAGACGGCGAUAUUUCUUUGUACAUCAUUUUAAAGGAGAACCCGAAGGAAUUCUACAGAGCAUAUUACAAUCUGACAGGCGUGUCGUUUAUGCCGCCUCGAUUUGCAGUUGGCUUUCAUAACAGCAAGUGGGGGUACAACUCGCAGAAUGUAGUUGAGAGUGUCGACAGUGAUGCUGACAAAUAUGGCUUUAUGUACGACGCUAUUUGGCUCGAUAUAGAACAUACCCACAAGAAGCAAUACUUCACGUGGGCCGACGCGGUCUUCCCAGACCCCCUUGGUUUACAAAACACGUUGAAGUCGAAGAAUAGAUACUUAAUAACUAUUCAAGACUGCCAUAUAGCUACAGAUGACGGGUAUUACGUUCAUGAUGAAGGAGUGUCGAACAACUAUUUCAUUAAAAAAGAUGAAAAUAUGACUGAGGACUAUGUUGGUGCGUGUUGGCCUGUCCGAUCAAAUUGGGUCGACUUUUUGAAUGAGAAGGCCCGGACGUGGUGGGCUGGGUUAUAUGGGUACGACAAAUAUCAGAAGACCACUAACAUCGUCUUUGCUUGGAACGACAUGAACGAACCAACGGAAUUUGAUAUCCAAGAUUUGUUAGUGAAGAAGGACGCAAGACACUAUGAUGGAACUCUUCAUAGAAAUGUUCAUAACUUGUAUGGGAUGUUGCAACAGAUGUCGACACAAAAGGGACAAUUAGCGCGAGAUAACAAUCAGAGGAGAAGCUUUGUCUUGACGCGAUCUUACUACUUUGGGUCACAGAAAUAUGGAGCGAUGUGGACUGGAGAUUCCGAUGCGACUUUUGAAUACUUGUCGAGUCAAAUUUCUCAGAUUGUGCAACUCAACAUGUUAGGGUUCUUCUGUGGAGGAGAUGUCGGGGGUUUUGCACAUGACCCAACGACAGAGUUGCUUAUUCGGUGGUAUCAAGCCGGAGCAUUACAACCGUUCUUUAGACAGCACUGUACAAAUACGGCACCACGAAGAGAGCCGUGGCUGUAUGAACAAAGUGUCUCUGAUAACUUAAAGAAGUCCGUGAAUUUGCGAUACCGAAUGCUCCCAUAUUGGUAUUCUUUGUUGUAUUACCACAGAGUUAACCAAGUCCCAGCUUUAAGAAGUAUGGUCUACCAAUUCCCAGAAGAAAUCAAUUUGAUGGCGUUGGAGAAUCAAUACAUGAUUGGAGACACGUAUUUGGUGUCCCCCGUCAUUGUCUCUGGAGAGACUAAACACACAGUGCAACUUCCUAAAGGCGUGUGGUACGACUAUUUCAAUAAUACCAAGUAUGAGGGAGGUGUCGAAGUCAGUUUGGACGUUGAUCUUGAAACUAUUCCAAUCUAUGGAAGAGGCGGAUAUAUUGGAACAGAGAGAAUUGUGUCUGAAGGAAGAAAAUCGAGUUCCGAGAGUGAGAAGAACGAUCAUUUGAGAAUUGUGAUCUAUGAUAACAUGGGACAAGCAAUUGGACUGUUUUAUACUGAUGAUGGGAUUAGUGUUGAUAAUUCUAAUGGGUACGUCGAUGUGAAAAUGGCGAUGGGAAAUUACUUGUUCAGCUAUAAUGUGACAGGUGAUUAUUUAUAUGGCGAAUAUGUCGGUGAAAUCGUGUUGGUGACCGACAAAGUAAUUUCAAAAGUUUCUGUUUUGAGAGAUGGGGAAGACACAGUAGAAGUGGGAUUUGUUCAAAAAGACGGAAAAGUUGUUGUACCAAAUUUCAACAACCACUUCAGUUCACAAUGGACACAUUGGACAGUCAAGUUUGAGUAA